Molecule: messenger RNA, 1967 nt
Organism: Mesitornis unicolor (brown roatelo)
Lineage: Eukaryota; Metazoa; Chordata; Aves; Mesitornithiformes; Mesitornithidae
Gene: XYLT1
Product: xylosyltransferase I
Exons: 9
Biological process (GO): heparan sulfate proteoglycan biosynthetic process; chondroitin sulfate proteoglycan biosynthetic process
Cellular component (GO): membrane
Molecular function (GO): protein xylosyltransferase activity
Source: RefSeq, a predicted model, not a curated record
GCAAAGCCAACAACAAUGUACAGUGGGAUGAGGACUCCGUAGAAUACAUGCCAGCCAACCCAGUCAGGAUCGCAUUUGUCUUGGUUGUUCAUGGCAGAGCUUCUCGGCAGCUCCAACGCAUGUUUAAGGCUAUUUACCAUAAAGACCAUUUUUAUUACAUUCAUGUUGACAAGCGAUCCAAUUACUUGCACCGGCAAGUGCUCCAGUUUGCCAACCAGUACCCAAAUGUGAGAGUCACUUCUUGGAGAAUGGCAACGAUCUGGGGAGGAGCAAGUCUUCUGUCUACCUACCUACAGACCAUGAGGGACUUAAUGGAAAUGAAUGACUGGCCAUGGGAUUUCUUCAUUAACCUCAGUGCUGCUGAUUACCCAAUCAGAACAAAUGACCAGCUAGUAGCUUUCCUGUCCAGAUAUCGUGAUAUGAACUUCUUGAAAUCGCAUGGGAGGGACAACGCACGAUUCAUCAGAAAGCAAGGCUUGGAUCGGCUUUUCCUGGAAUGCGAUACCCACAUGUGGCGCCUGGGGGACCGGAGGAUCCCAGAAGGAAUCGCAGUUGAUGGAGGGUCGGACUGGUUUCUGCUGAACAGGAAGUUUGUGGAGUAUGUCACGUUUUCCAAUGAUGAUCUGGUAACAAAGAUGAGGAGAUUUUACUCUUACACGUUGCUUCCUGCUGAGUCCUUCUUUCACACUGUUCUGGAAAACAGCCCGUACUGUGACUCCAUGGUGGACAACAACCUGCGCAUCACAAACUGGAACCGUAAACUCGGUUGCAAGUGUCAGUACAAGCACAUUGUUGACUGGUGUGGCUGUUCACCUAAUGACUUCAAACCAGCAGACUUCCACCGAUUCCAGCAGACUGCCAGGCCUACUUUCUUUGCCCGCAAAUUUGAAGCUGUAGUGAAUCAAGAGAUAAUUGGCCAGUUGGACUACUACUUGUAUGGCAACUACCCAUCUGGCACACCUGGCCUUCGGUCAUACUGGGAGAACGUGUACGAUGAACCUGAUGGCGUGCACACUCUCAGCGAUGUUGCCCUCACCAUGUACCAUGCGUUCUCCCGCUUGGGCCUGCAGAGAGCCGAGACUUCAUUCCACGCUGCUGGAGACAACAGCUGCCGAUACUACCCCAUGGGCCAUCCGGUUUCUGUCCACCUCUACUUCCUUGCUGACCGUUUCCAAGGCUUCCUAAUCAGACACCAUGCAACUAAUCUGGCUGUCAGUAAACUAGAAACGUUGGAAACGUGGGUGAUGCCAAAGAAAGUCUUCAAGAUUGCAAGUCCACCAAGUGACUUUGGAAGGUUGCAGUUCUCAGAGAUUGGCACCGAAUGGGACGCCAAGGAAAGGCUUUUCCGGAAUUUCGGAGGACUCCUGGGGCCAACAGAUGAGCCAGUUGGCAUGCAGAAAUGGGGAAAAGGCCCUAACGUCACCGUUACUGUCAUUUGGGUGGAUCCUGUUAAUGUAAUUGCAGCAACAUACGAUAUUCUCAUUGAAUCCAGUGCCGAGUUUACUCACUACAAACCACCUUUGAAUUUGCCCCUGCGACCCGGUGUCUGGACGAUAAAAAUUCUGCACCACUGGGUACAGGUAGCUGAAACCAAAUUCCUUGUUACUCCUCUCACCUUCUCUAAUCGGCAGCCCAUCAAACAAGAUGAAGCCUUGAAGUAUCACAGUGGGCCUCCAAAGAACACAUACAUGGAGCAGAGCUUCCAGGGCUUGAACCCCGUCCUGAAUAUCCCCAUCAGUGCAACCCACGUGGACCAGGCCAAGAGGAACGCGGGGCUCGUGGGUGCCCGGCUGGAAGCCUGGGUGGACUCUCUGGUCAGCAGCGUCUGGUCGGCUGUGGACAUCUGCAGUGCUGGCCCCACCGCCUGCCCGGUCAUGCAGGGCUGUGCUCAGACAGCCUGGAGUUCCCUGAGCCCAGACCCCAAAUCUGAGCUGGGCCCCGUCAAACCCGACGGUCGCUUGAGGUAA